AAAAAAGAGAAACCCUAGCGAGCUGAAAAGCUCUGCUACACUCUCUUGCCGCCUGGGAACUCAACGAGAACACUUACCGUACACCCAUGGCGGAAGCUAUCGUUCAGGAACAACACGAAGUGAAGCUCUUCAAUCGAUGGAGCUUUGAGGACGUUCAGGUGAGUGACAUUUCACUUGCGGAUUAUGUCGGGGUUGUACCGGCUAAACAUGCCACUUAUGUUCCCCACACUGCUGGGAGAUACUCAGUGAAAAGGUUCAGGAAGGCCCAGUGCCCAAUUGUGGAGAGGCUUACCAACUCUCUCAUGAUGCACGGCCGCAACAACGGAAAGAAGAUUCUCGCUGUUAGAAUCAUCAAACACGCCAUGGAAAUCAUCCAUUUGCUAACUGACUUGAACCCAAUUCAAGUUAUAGUUGAUGCUGUGGUUAACAGUGGACCUAGGGAAGAUGCCACUCGAAUUGGAUCUGCUGGUGUUGUCAGGCGUCAAGCUGUUGAUAUCUCCCCUCUCCGUCGUGUUAACCAGGCUAUCUAUCUCCUCACCACCGGAGCUCGUGAGUCUGCCUUCAGAAAUGUCAAGACAAUUGCAGAAUGCUUGGCUGACGAGCUCAUUAACGCUGCAAAGGGUUCGUCCAACAGCUAUGCCAUCAAAAAGAAGGAUGAGAUCGAAAGAGUUGCCAAGGCUAACCGUUGAUUUGGGAAAACAGAUUGGAGCAGUAAGAGGAAGGUUUUGUUCAUUGUUCUUUUUAUUAAUUAGAAAGAGUUUGAAGAAUUAGUUGAAUGCUUGAACAUGAAGUUUUGUCACCUUUUGUAAACCUUUUAUUUUCUAAAAAAAAAAAAUUUGAGUAUUCCAUAUUCAUCUCACCUGAGUUGGGGUUGAGAAUAUUACAUGGUUUUCAGCAUUAUGCAUCAUAGUAUCUUUUUAUCCAUUGGAUUUGGAGUAUUGAUUUAAUAUUAUUCCCUGGUGAUGAAAUCUCA
Humulus lupulus (European hop) is the source of this 973-nucleotide messenger RNA. Its product is annotated as small ribosomal subunit protein uS7-like. Gene Ontology annotation, cellular component: ribosome; cytosolic small ribosomal subunit. Bases 87 to 689 code for a protein of 200 amino acids. Lineage: Eukaryota; Viridiplantae; Streptophyta; Magnoliopsida; Rosales; Cannabaceae. Gene Ontology annotation, biological process: translation; ribosomal small subunit assembly. Gene Ontology annotation, molecular function: rRNA binding; mRNA binding; structural constituent of ribosome. The transcript has 4 exons. The record is from RefSeq and is a predicted model, not a curated record.